AUGUGGUGCCGUUCUCACUUGGAACAAAACGAGAAUACCAUGUUGCCUCCUUCGCAGCGUUGCCGUGAUCAGACGACAAAAGCUCCAACAGGACCCUUCAAAAGAGAUCACCUUUUGAAGUAUUUGGAAGAGAAGGCAAAGAGCGAAAAGGACUGGGAGGAUAUGGCGGGGGAGUGUUGGCUGGAAUUUCUAGGCAAAGUAUGGGAGGCGACAGCGGCCGCGAAUCUGCUGAAGAUGGCACCACGUCAGAGGAACAUCCAGCGUCAAGAGUUGCUCGAAUGGAGAUGCCGAUUGAACUCGAUUUGGACGAUGACGAUGAUCUUGAUGGAGGCAUUGGAUGGUGCACCUGGCGAUGUCUCGCUUGAUCUGGCCGGAAUUCUCGGUAUGCACAAUAUUCUUAACCAACCGCAGUACUAUAAUGCCUUGAAAGGAAAGCAACAAGACGACAGUACGGGAACAACGUUUGCGGGUAUCAUUCGGGCAUAUGAGCCGAAAGAAACUCCAGAUGAACCCGAAAAUGACACCAACGUGGAUGAAUGUAUUAAACGGCUAGAAGAGGACGACGAGGACAUGAAGGAAGUCAAUGUCAACAAUAUGAAACGGAUUUCAAAGGGAUUGAUCAAACUUCUCGAAACGUCUACUUCUCUGAAGGUGUUAAACGUUGAAUCUAAUUUCAUUUCUCCCGAACUUCUGGCGAAACUUCUUCGAGCUACUCUUGUUACGCAGUGUUUGACAGAGUUCAAAGCAGAAAACCAGCGCCAAUCAGUGUUGGGCAAUCAAGUGGAAAUGGACAUGACGUCGUCUGUAGAAGAAAACGAAUCACUUCUACGAGUGGGCAUAGCGUUUCAAUCGAUGGAGGCCCGUCAUCGUGUAUCCGACGCGUUGGAGAAAAAUUAUGAACGAGUGCGAUUGCGGCGUUUGGGAAAGUUGGAGAGUUGA
This is a messenger RNA of Ostertagia ostertagi, 939 nucleotides long. The record is from the annotation of a GenBank genome assembly. Lineage: Eukaryota; Metazoa; Nematoda; Chromadorea; Rhabditida; Trichostrongylidae.